Molecule: messenger RNA, 8481 nt
Organism: Closterium sp. NIES-65
Lineage: Eukaryota; Viridiplantae; Streptophyta; Zygnematophyceae; Desmidiales; Closteriaceae
Source: the annotation of a GenBank genome assembly
AUGCGGGGCGUCCUCGCAUCAGGGCGCGCCAUAUGCACGGCUCGUCUGCUCGCCGCUGCACUGUUCGCGUGCGCGCUGGGCCUCGCGUCCGACGCGCUUACCGCCGCCGUGCACCCACCGCUUCUCGCGGGGUCACCCUCGCGCCACCACGUGGAGGCGGCGCCGGUUCGCGUGCGAGCGGCUGCGAGUCUGAUCGCGGCGGCUGUGAGCGGGGGGACGGGAGAGCGGCAUGCCGCUGCGCUGGCAGGCGCGGCGUUGAGUGGCGCCCUCGCGCGCGUCUAUCGCCGCCGCCACGCCCCUUCUCUGAGCGCCGACCCCGCCUGCCCUCCCGACCCCUCCCACCGUUUCAUCACUCACACGCAUCCCUCCUUGCCCAUCCCCACCAGCGAUACCCCUCCGCUGCAGCCACAAUGCGCGGAAGAAGGGCCGAGAUGCGCGGAUACUAGGGCUCCGCUCUUCCCCAUACUCGAAGGUCUGCUGGACGCCGCCGUGCUGCACCUCAUCGUCGCUGCCGCCACUCCUCUCCUCCCAUCGCCCGCCACCCUCACCAACCACCCUGCCGGCCCUUUGCCUUUCGUGGCUGCGGCGCUCGCUCCACGGGCCCUCGCGCUGGGCCGCCUGCUGCUGCUGCUCGCCGCCACAGCCGCCGCCACCUCCUCGUCCUCCUCGCUCCUCCCCCUCCUCCUCCUCGCGCGCCCUCCAGCGGACCCCCCCGCCUUCUGGGCGCGCGCCCUGCGCCUGCUGCUGGCGGACCUCGUGGCGCUGCUGCUCGGCGCGCUGCUGCUGCCCCUGGCUUUCGCGCCUGCUGCGCCACUCGCGCACAUGCAAGGGGCGGGGGAGGCGGGUCAGGCGAGGGGGGAGGAGGGCACACUGGGGGAGGCGGGCACACUGGGGGAGGCGGGCACACUGGGGGAGGAGGGCACACUGGGGGAGGCGCAGGCUGGAAGGGAGGGGGGACAGAAGGGGUGCGGGGAGGAGAGCAAGGGCAUGGCGCAGGGAGGUAGUGGGGAAGGCAGAGGGGAGAGCAUCGGGGAAAGGGGAUGGGCGGAGGGGCUGUACGAUAAAGGGGGGGCGGCGCAUGGCAGGUGUGGGGGAGGCAUGCAGGCGAGCAGUGGGGGCGGAGGGGCAUGGGGCGUGGCGGUGGUGUGCGGGGUGGUGGCGGGCAGCUGUGGCGCUCUCCUCUCAGGCGCUCUCUCCGCCUCCCAUGCCGCCCCGCUCACCGCCCUGCUCGCCCCCACUCUCCUGUGCUGCGCCGCCCACUCGCCACGCCACCUUGCAGCCGCCACACUCGCACUCUCAGCAUCAACCCUCUCAGCCGCGUCAGCAGGGCUGGGCCCCUUUCACCGCGCUGUACCGGUUGAAGCUACGCUUCAGCUGCAGCUCUUCCUGCUCGCCCUGCUGCUACUGGCCCACCUACUCCUGCCGCUCUCAACCGCCCCCCGCCCGCCCUGCAUCACCUGCUGCCACACCAACGCAGCGGAGCGGGCAGAGCGGGCACGGCGUGUGGCAGCGCUGGAGAGCCACGUGGCAGCGCUGCAGGGCCAGGUGGCAGAGCUAGAGGGCGAGGUGCAGCAGGAGCGAGAGGUGGCGCGGGCGGCAGGGGAGGCGGUGCGUGCAGCGGAGGAGGCGAAGGUGCAGUUCAUGGCGAACAUGAGCCAUGAGAUCCGCACGCCCAUCCACGGCAUCCUCGGCAUGACCGACCUCGCCCUCGACAACCCCCUGCCCCCUGACGCCCGGGAACACCUUGAAACCGUGCUGCAGUCCGCCAACCACCUGCUGCUGGUGGUGAACGACAUUCUGGACAUCACCAAGCUCGAGGCGGGCCGCCUGCAACUCGACUGCGCCCUCUUUGACCUGCGCGCUCUCCUCAACGGCAUCAUGACAAUGCUUGCCGCCCGCGCCGCCCUCAAGGGCCUGGCCUUCCAGUGGGAGGUGGAUGCGGCUGUGCCGCCCGUGCUGCUGGGCGAUGCCGUGCGCCUCCGACAGUGCCUGGUGAAUGUAGUGGGCAACGCCAUCAAGUUCACGGACCAGGGCAAGGUGCACAUCACAGUGCAUCCCUUCUCCCCCUCCCUCCUCUCACCAGCCCUCUCCCUCAUACCGCUUCCCUCCUCCCACUCCUCUCCCUCCUCCACCACCAUUUUACCUCCUCAAGACCUCACGCCCUCUCACCUGUCUCCCUGCAAUUCCUCCUCCACCUCCGCCUCCUCCUCCUCCUCCUCCUCCUCCUCCUCCUCCUCCUCCUCCUCCUCCUCCUCCUCCUCCUCCUCCUCCUCCUCCUCCUCCUCCUCCUCCUCCUCCUCCUCCUCCUCCUCCUCCUCCUCCUCCACCACCACCACCACCACCACCACCACCACACUCAAUUCCUCAGCUGCGUCCGCCUGUGCUACCGGCCCACCCCCCUCGCCCUCUGCCCCUGCUGCCCCUCAUGGCCCUUCUCCUGCGCGCAGCGACGCGGAUAAGGGGGGCGAUGAGGGUAAUGGGGGCAAAGGGGGCGAUGGGGGCAGUGGGAGGGGGUCAGAGGGAGCAGCAGCGCAGGGGGGGGAGGGAUUGGCGCUGCUCUUCACCAUCACUGACACGGGCGUUGGUGAGUUGACACGGGCGUUGGCAUUGCUGCGUCACCCAGUCUUUUCCCACCUCUGUCCUCCUCUGCCAUGCACCCGCGCCCUCUGUCCUCCUCUGCCAUGCACCCGCGCCCUCUGUCCUCCUCUGCCAUGCACCCGCGCCCUCUGCCCCAUGUGCUGUGCCCUCUCCGACGCCCUGCCUCCUGGGUGGGCGUUAGGCAUAGCGGCGGGCGAGCAGAGGCGCAUCUUCGGUGCGUUUGAGCAGGUGGACGCGUCCAUGUCGCGCCACCACGGCGGCACGGGGCUCGGCCUCUCCAUCACCUCCCGGUAUGCCCCCCCUCUCCAUCACCUCCCGGUAUGCCCCCCCUCUCCAUCACCUCCCGGUAUGCCCCCCCUCUCCAUCACCUCCCGGUAUGCCCCCCCUCUCCAUCACCUCCCGGUAUGCCCCCCCUCUCCAUCACCUCCCGGUAUGCCCCCCCUCUCCAUCACCUCCCGGUAUGCCCCCCCUCUCCAUCACCUCCCGGUAUGCCCCCCUUCUCCAUCACCUCCCGGUAUGCCCCCCCUCUCCAUCACCUCCCGGUAUACCCCCCCUCUCCAUCACCUCCCGGUAUGCCCACCCUCUCCAUCACCUCCCGGUAUGCCCCCCCUCUCCAUCACCUCCCGGUAUGCCCCCCCUCUCCAUCACCUCCCGGUAUGCCCCCCCUCUCCAUCACCUCCCGGUAUGCCCCCCCUCUCCAUCACCUCCCGGUAUGCCCCCCCUCUCCAUCACCUCCCGGUAUGCCCCCCCUCUCCAUCACCUCCCGGUAUGCCCCCCCUCUCCAUCACCUCCCGGUAUGCCCCCCCUCUCCAUCACCUCCUGGUAUGCCCCCCCUCUCCAUCACCUCCCGGUAUGCCCCCCUUCUCCAUCACCUCCCGGUAUGCCCCCCCUCUCCAUCACCUCCCGGUAUGCCCCCCCUCUCCAUCACCUCCCGGUAUGCCCCCCCUCUCCAUCACCUCCCGGUAUGCCCCCCCUCUCCAUCACCUCCCGGCAUGCCCCCCCUCUCCAUCACCUCCUGGUAUGCCCCCCCUCUCCAUCACCUCCCGGUAUGCCCCCCCUCUCCAUCACCUCCCGGUAUGCCCCCCCUCUCCAUCACCUCCCGGUAUGCCCCCCCUCUCCAUCACCUCCCGGUAUGCCCCCCCUCUCCAUCACCUCCCGGUAUGCCCCCCCUCUCCAUCACCUCCCGGUAUGCCCCCCCUCUCCAUCACCUCCCGGUAUGCCCCCCCUCUCCAUCACCUCCCGGUAUGCCCCCCUUCUCCAUCACCUCCCGGUAUGCCCCCCCUCUCCAUCACCUCCCGGUAUACCCCCCCUCUCCAUCACCUCCCGGUAUGCCCCCCCUCUCCAUCACCUCCUGGUAUGCCCCCCCUCUCCAUCACCUCCCGGUAUGCCCCCCUUCUCCAUCACCUCCCGGUAUGCCCCCCCUCUCCAUCACCUCCCGGUAUGCCCCCCCUCUCCAUCACCUCCCGGUAUGCCCCCCCUCUCCAUCACCUCCCGGUAUGCCCCCCCUCUCCAUCACCUCCCGGUAUGCCCCCCCUCUCCAUCACCUCCCGGUAUGCCCCCCCUCCCCACCACGGCGGCACGGGGCUCGGCCUCUCCAUCACCUCCCGGUAUGCCCCCCCUCUCCAUCACCUCCUGGUAUGCCCCCCCUCUCCAUCACCUCCCGGUAUGCCCCCCCUCUCCAUCACCUCCCGGUAUGCCCCCCCUCUCCAUCACCUCCCGGUAUGCCCCCCCUCUCCAUCACCUCCCGGUAUGCCCCCCCUCUCCAUCACCUCCCGGUAUGCCCCCCCUCUCCAUCACCUCCCGGUAUGCCCCCCCUCUCCAUCACCUCCCGGUAUGCCCCCCCUCUCCAUCACCUCCCGGUAUGCCCCCCUUCUCCAUCACCUCCCGGUAUGCCCCCCCUCUCCAUCACCUCCCGGUAUACCCCCCCUCUCCAUCACCUCCCGGUAUGCCCCCCCUCUCCAUCACCUCCUGGUAUGCCCCCCCUCUCCAUCACCUCCCGGUAUGCCCCCCUUCUCCAUCACCUCCCGGUAUGCCCCCCCUCUCCAUCACCUCCCGGUAUGCCCCCCCUCUCCAUCACCUCCCGGUAUGCCCCCCCUCUCCAUCACCUCCCGGUAUGCCCCCCCUCUCCAUCACCUCCCGGUAUGCCCCCCCUCUCCAUCACCUCCCGGUAUGCCCCCCCUCUCCAUCACCUCCUGGUAUGCCCCCCCUCUCCAUCACCUCCCGGUAUGCCCCCCUUCUCCAUCACCUCCCGGUAUGCCCCCCCUCUCCAUCACCUCCCGGUAUGCCCCCCCUCUCCAUCACCUCCCGGGAUGCCCCCCCUCUCCAUCACCUCCCGGUAUGCCCCCCCUCUCCAUCACCUCCCGGUAUGCCCCCCCUCUCCAUCACCUCCUGGUAUGCCCCCCCUCUCCAUCACCUCCUGGUAUGCCCCCCCUCUCCAUCACCUCCCGGUAUGCCCCCCCUCUCCAUCACCUCCCGGUAUGCCCCCCCUCUCCAUCACCUCCCGGUAUGCCCCCCCUCUCCAUCACCUCCCGGUAUGCCCCCCCUCUCCAUCACCUCCCGGUAUGCCCCCCCUCUCCAUCACCUCCCGGUAUGCCCCCCCUCUCCAUCACCUCCUGGUAUGCCCCCCCUCUCCAUCACCUCCCGGUAUGCCCCCCCUCUCCAUCACCUCCCGGUAUGCCCCCCCUCUCCAUCACCUCCCGGCUCGUUCACAUGAUGGGCGGCAGCAUUUGGCUGCACUCGUCUCCUGGCGCCGGCAGCACCUUUGCCUUCUCUGCCACCUUUGCUGCGCCGCCCGUCUCCCCCUCCACCCCCCAUGCUGCCCUCCCCCCGGCCCCACGGCGCACGGUGAGUGCGGAGGAGCUGGACGGCCGCCUGGCGCUGGACGCCCUCUCGCUCUCGCUGCUGCCCUCCCUCGUCCUCCACCGCUCCUCCUCCCGCGCCCUGCCGCCCCCCCUCUCGCCCUCCGCCGCCUCCUCUGCUGCCAGCGCUGCCGCACCCCUAUGUGCGCGCUCGCCUGCUGCCGCCCGCAUGGGGUUCAGCUUCCCGGGGCAGGCAGACGCCGCUUUGGACGCUGCAGCAGGCGGGGCAGGGCAGCACGGCGCAUGGGAGAGGGUUGCAGCGGCAGGGCGAGGUGGAGGAGGCGAGGGCGGACGCAUGGAUGCCAGAGCGGACGCAGCAGGGGGUGCAGGUGGUGGGGGUGCGGUGCAGGGCAGGGCAGGGCGCAGCCGGCGCAGAACACAGAGUUUCACAUGUGGGGAUGCGAGCACAGGGCGCAUGCUGGAGGAGGUGCUGCGGCAGGCGAGCAGGGAGCAGCAGGCAGGCCAGCUACCCUCCAGCAGACUCGGUGCUGCUGGCCCCCACGCCCAUGCCACCGCUGCCCUUGCAGCCGCCUCUGCACUGGUUGGUGCGAGGGGCAGCAAUGGUGGUGGUGAGGAGCGUCGCUGUGACGAGGCUCAUGUUGGCACAGGCUCCCGUGUUGACAGUGCGCAACAGAGCAGCGGCACGGUUACAGCCGUAACAGCAGCAGUGGCAGCUGCGGCAGCGGCAGUGGCAACAGCGGCAGCUGUUGCAGAAAAGGGUGCAGAGGAAGUCUCCUCAGGUUCAGAUGGGUGGAUGUUUCCAUUCGGUCUUCGUGCUUCUCAUGACCCUCAUCCACUCCCCCUGCAGCAGCCACAGCAGCAGCAGCAGCAGCAGCAGCAGCGGCAGCAGGUUGAGGAGAAGAAGCAGCAAGAGCAGGAGCAGCAGGGGCGAGUAGCAGUGGGGCAGCUGGAGAGGAGCAGCAGCGAGGGCUUUGCCAUGCGACGGCGGCAUCUGCUGGUGGUGCGCGGGCGCACGCGGUCCCUGGAGUGCAUGGGGGCGCGACAGGCCCAGGAGUGGGCCGGUGCACGCUCAGAGCACACUGGGGACGCGCAGGGCGGGCGGAGAGAGGGCGAUGCGAGGGGCACAAGCGGCACCACAGGCAGCAGAGCAGCAGUGGCGGGCAGAGAGGGUGGUGGUGGGGAUGGUGGCGAGGAGAGCCGGCAGGGGAGCAGCAGCCCUGGGGUGGAGGUGCCUCGCCUGCCAUCGUGGAGCCCACUCAGUGGCAGUGGGGCGCGCAUGGCAGGCAGUCCGCGCACAGAGGGGGGCAUGGGAGGCACGGGAGUCAUGGGGGGCACGGGAGGCAUGGGGGGCAUGGGAGGCAGAGCAGCAAGCAACGAGCCCAGAAGCCCCCAUGCACAAGCAGGUGCGGCUCGUGCUGGUGGUGGUGGUGGUGGUGGCACGGACAGUGGUGGCGUGGAGGCGAGUGUGGCGAAGCUGAGCCGCGUGGUGGAGAGGGAGGACGAGGGGUUGAGUGAGGAUGAUGCCCCCGCUGCCCGCACAGCGCAGCAGAGCAGGAGAGAGGCGCGUGUGCUGCGAGGCAGCGCUGGGCGGCUAUCGGUGGAGGGCAGCGUGGCGGAGCUGCAAGGGGCGCGUGCAGGCGGUGAGAGGGAGCAGGGCGGCGCUGGUGUGCUGAGGGAGCAGGGCGCAGGGCAGGGUGUGGGGAGGGCGAGAGGAGAAGAGGAGCGGUUGAAAGGACUGAGUGCAUGUGAGGAGGACGAGAGAGAGGAGUUGGGACAGAGAGGCCGGAGCGGGUGGCAGGGCCCUCCCUUGUCAGCGAGUGCGAGUGGGUGGUCGACGGAGGCAGCAGCUGAGAUGCGCCCCAGCGUGAGCUUCAAGGAGAAUCUCUCUGCACGCCACCGUGAGGAGCGGGAUCCCUUGCAGGCUGCACUGGGCAAUGCCAGCCCUGCCCCCUGUCAGGCACUCAGUCGUGGCGGUUCCAGCAGUGGUAGUGGGGAUGCAGCCACAGCUACAGCAGAGGCGGCAUCAGGCAGCAGGGCGGGUGCAUGCGGGUUGUUGGGACGGCAGAGGCAGCUACGAGUGCAGCACCUCACCUUCCAGCUGCCUGACGACACCUCCCCUGCGCACUCGCCCUCCACCCCCACCUUUGACUCGCGCCGCCCGUCCCUCAAGCUGCCUGCUCAUGCACCUGCGCCCGCUGCCCCCUCCGCCAUCUCACCGCGCCCGCCUGUGUCCCCGCGGCGGCCUUACGGGGACGCGGCUGAGCCGAGCACCAUGGAGGCCAUCUACGCGCGCAUCCAGGCCCAAGCUGCCGCCUCGCGCCCCCUCGCCCCCACGCGCUCGCCCUCCACCGCCGCCGCUGCAGGCGACGGCGCGUGCAGCUUGGCGCGCGGGAGGGAGCCGCCCGCCCUGGACGUGCCGUCCACACCUUCGUCCUCCGCACGCCGCGCUGCUGGAGGGGGCCUGCUGCGCCAGAAGUCAGGCGGGAUGGCGCUGCUGCAGCGGCAGGGCACAGGGGUGGGCCGGCAGGGCGGGGGGCUGGUGAGGCAGGGCACGGGGCUGGGGCGGCAGGCGAGUGUGAAGCUGAAGCAGAAGCCGGUGCGCGCGGCGAGCCCGCGGGCCAUGCUGUCGGCGGUGGCGCUGAACAUCCUGCUGGCGGACGACAGCGUGGUGAACCAGAAGGUGGCGGUGCGCUUCCUCAAGAAGAAGGGCAUGGUGGCGGACGCCGUGGGCGACGGCGCUCAGGCCAUCCAGCGCCUCUACCCCAAGGAUGGCGGCAUCUCCCCCUACGACCUCCUGCUGCUCGACGUGCAGAUGCCAGUGAUGGACGGACUUCAAACAGUGCGGGUUAUUCGUGAGAAGGAGACGGCAGAGAAGCUUCCCCACCUUCCAGUCAUUGGGCUGACAGCGCAUGCGGCUGACGUGUACCGUGACCAGUGCAUCUCCGCCGGCAUGGACGGCUUCGUCUCCAAGCCAUUCACUGUGAAUCAGCUCUUGAGCAUGAUGCAGUCUGUGCUUGAAAAGUAUUCGCAUAAACGAUUGCCACAUGAAGCUAUGGCAUCGUAA